UUUGCCACGUUGGAUGCGCGCGGCCAUAUUGACUUUUAGCAAAACAAAAUUUCGUAAAGUGAUCUACAUUUGUCCAGAUUGUACACUUAUUAUUACCCUGCUGGAAGGGCUGAUGAUUCUGAACUAUAUUUAAACAACCAAGGAUUCAGAAAUGUAUAAAUUAUCUUUAGGAAUCACUAUAUUUGCUGUGAUAUGGGCCGCGACUAUGGCCGGAGAAUUGACAUUCGAGUUGCCUGACAAUGUUAUUCAGUGUUUUUUUGAAGAGAUUGAAAAAGGACAGAAAACAACCCUUGAAUUUCAGGUUGUGACUGGAGGGAACUAUGACGUUGAUAUGGAAUUGACACAGCUUUCAAAUAAACAAGUUCUUUAUAAAGAUACCCGCAAACAAUAUGACAGUUUCACAUGGACCCCUGAUACAACUGGAACAUAUAAAUUCUGCUUUAGCAAUGAGUUCUCCACAUUUACACACAAAGUUGUCUACUUUGAUUUCCAAGUUGGUGAUGAGGACCCCCUGCUGGAGGGUAUGGGAGAACAUGCAACUGCAUUGACACAGAUGGAGAGCAGUUCUGUGACUGUCCAUGAGGCAUUGAAGGUUGUCGUUGACUACCAGACCCACCAUCGUCUGCGAGAAGCACAGGGACGUGCUUUCGCUGAAGAUCUAAACGAGCGUGUACAAUAUUGGUCAAUUGGGCAAACAGUCGUUAUUUUAAUUAUUGGAAUAGGUCAAGUGAUUGUAUUACGUAGCUUUUUCACCGAUAAAAAAUCAAGAGUUAGUGCCACCUAGUGUAUGUUAUAUCUAGGGAAUUGUUUUGUAAGCGUCUUAUAUUAUGUAAAUGUUGCUGUUAUCUGGAAGUAGAAAAUGCUGUAUGGAUAAAUCUCAUUUGGGAACCCUUUUAUUAUGCAAAUAGACAACAUUUAAUUAAUAGAUUUGACAUUUGUUUUAAAUUCAGAAUUAUUUUUUCCUUAUAGAAUUCAGCUUUAUGAACAUUAUGUAAAUAUAUAUUCACAUCACAGGGAUAGUUCAAUUAAAUUCAUUCAACAUUUUCUACUCAUUUAACAAAUAUGUAAAUAUUGUCUUUUAUUGUCACUUUGAGUUGUUUUUAAGUAAAAACAUCUAUUCAUUGGAAUUUUUUGGAAGGUUCUUAUAUGUAGACAUUUUGUAAUAAAAGAAUUAAAAUAUAACAAAAGACAAUUCAAAACUGACUUUGGUGGAAAAACACAGAUUUCUACCUUGUACA
Messenger RNA from Owenia fusiformis, 1238 nucleotides. Lineage: Eukaryota; Metazoa; Annelida; Polychaeta; Sabellida; Oweniidae. The record is from the annotation of a GenBank genome assembly.